AAGCGACCGUGCUGCAGUCUCGUCGGCCUCGAUUAUCCUCCAAGCCCCCAAAUCUCUCUCUGAUAUCACCACACCAGCGCAUCCUCGGGGCCGGAAAAUGGCGAUGCACAUCCUAUUCCGAGACCAGCCGCGAACGCUGCUUCUUCUGACUGACGAGCACGCGCUGACCUUCUCGUACGCGGGCGACGCAGACGCAGACCGCAGCCAUCAGUCACACGGGUCCGAGAAAGCGCAGUAUCACGACAACGCAAACAACGGCGGCUCGGCAAGUCAAGGGUCGCGAGUCUUGGUCGACUUCAGUCCGAAAGAGACCAUUGAUAUCUCAAAGUACCGGUCGCUGUCCUCGCUGCCCUGCUAUGGCUGUCUAGGACUGAUAGCGGUCGACGGUGACGUUUUCCUGGCCGUCAUUACGGGCGCGUCGAAAGUGGCAGAGCCGGUGUCUCAGGUUGAGACCGUCUACCGGAUCCACGGGCUCGAGUUCUACUGCGUGUCGAGAGCCAAUUGGGAUUUCACUGCCCUCGACCCGGCAGGCAACCCGCUGGACUCGGUCGGCACCUACCCCGGUGACAAUUUUGAUCUCGCGACAACGUCCGGCGGCGGCGCGGCCGUGAGCUCGAACUCGGGAAUGAUCGAGCAUCCUUGCGCGUCGCUGAAAAAGCUUCUCACCGACGGGUCGUUCUACUACUCCAACGACUUUGAUCUCACGAGCAGACUGCAGUCGCGGUCGGCUGAGCCGACGUUUGACAUCGAAGGGUUUGAUGAGACGUUUAUGUGGAACUCGUUCAUGAUCUCCGAGCUCGUGAAAUUCAGAUCACACCUGCAACUGGACGAAAAAGAGGCACUUGAUAGCUCUAGAUUCCUGACCUCGGUCAUCCGCGGGUUCGCAGAGACGGUGCCAACGAGACUGGGCGGUAUCCCCGCGUCGCUGACAAUCAUCUCCCGGCAAGGCUGCCGCAGGGCCGGAACGCGAUACAAUGCCAGAGGAGUCGACGACGAGGGAAACGUGGCUAAUUUUGUGGAAACGGAAACGAUUUUGUACACACCGCAGUUUCUGUUUUCAUAUACUCAGAUUCGAGGCAGUGUUCCGAUAUUUUGGGAGCAAGAUGUUCAGCUUUUGAGCGCCAAAGUCAACAUCACGCGCGCCUUCGAAGCAACCCAGCCCGCGUUCAUGGCUCAUUUCGAACCUCUCGUCACCAAAUACGGUCCCGUCCACAUCGUCAACCUUCUUGCCGCCAAACCAGGCGAGCAGGAACUCACCCACCGCUAUCGCCAACACAUCAAGCUAGCAUCCGAAGUUGCGCUCGCUAACCAGCUGCGCGAGACGCGGUUCGAUUUCCAUUCAGAGACGGCAAAGGCAGGGUACAUUGCUGCCAACAAGAUUCUGCGGUUUUUGGAGGACGACGCGGUGCAGUUUGGGUUUUUCUUGUAUGAUAUGGAAGUGCGUGCUGUUGUUGCUGAGCAGACGGGAGCGUUCAGGACGAAUUGCUUGGACUGUCUUGAUCGUACGAACUUGAUUCAGCAGAUAAUCUCGAGGCAGGCGCUCGAGCUUUUUGCGGAAAAGACCGAGAUCCUGCGGUUAGACGAGGAACUCAAACGGCGGCACUCGGUGCUGUGGGCCGACAACGGUGAUCAGCUUUCAAAGAUCUACGCGGGCACGGGAGCGCUGAAGACGAGUUUCACGAGAUCGGGCAAGAUGAGUAUUGCGGGCGCGAUUGCGGAUGCGACAAAGUCCGUGAGUCGGAUGUACAUUAAUAACUUUGUGGAUAAGGGGAAGCAAAACACGAUGGAUAUGCUGUUGGGACGACUGGAGGGUCAGGAAGUGGUGUUGCUGCAUGACCCGAUCAACGAUUAUGUGUUGGCGGAGCUUAGCAAGCGCAGGGCCGAGUACACGUCGUCGAGAGAGAUCUCAAUCUUUGCGGGCACGUUUAAUCUGAAUGGAUGUCUGUACGAUGGCGAUCUGUCGUCGUGGCUAUUUCCGAAUGAUUCCGGGUUCGACUGUCCGGAUCUGGUGGUGAUUGCGUUCCAGGAGAUUGUCGAGUUGACGCCUGGCCAGAUUCUGAGUGCGGACCCGGGAAAAAGACAGUUUUGGGAGCAUCAGGUGUCGCGGCACUUGAAUGCGCGAGAUAACUACGUCUUGCUUCGGUCGGGACAGUUGGUAGGUACUGCGCUGCUGCUGUACGUGAAGGCGUCGGAGGUGGCGAACGUGAGGAACAUCAAUGGCGCGGUGAAGAAGACGGGAAUGGGAGGGAUGGCGGGAAACAAAGGAGGCGUUGCGUUCAGCUGCGACUUUGCGUCUACCAAGCUGUGUUUUAUCACGUCGCACUUGGCGGCGGGACUGUCGAACGUCGAAGAUCGAAACCACGAUUUCAGGACGAUCAAGAGCGGGAUCCGGUUCCCGCGCGGAAAGACGCUGAGUGAUCAUGACAUGGUGAUCUGGUUGGGUGAUUUCAACUACCGGAUCGAUUUACCGAACGAGGAAGUUCGAAGACGGAUCAAAGAAGACGAUCUUGAUGCUCUGUAUCGGUACGAUCAACUGAAUCUGCAGAUGACAGCUGGAAAAGCGUUCCCGUACUACAACGAGGCGCCGAUAAACUUCAAUCCGACGUACAAGUUUGACAACAACAGCGAUGACUACGACAGCUCGGAUAAAGCGCGGGUGCCGGCGUGGACGGAUCGGGUGCUGACGAGGGGAUCGAAUAUCAGGCAGAUUGCGUACAACAGUGCGGGUUUGAGGUUUUCGGAUCAUAGACCGGUGUAUGCGUCCUUUACGGCGACGGUGUAUACGAUUGACAGGCCGAAGAAGGAGAAAUUGAGUCAGGAGCUGUAUGCUAAACGACGAGGAUAUGUUGGACAGUUGUUGGAUUUAGAUGGAGAUGAUAGUGGGGGACCUUUGCCGCCGCCGAGUACGGACAAGCAAAAGUGGUGGCUUGAAGGUGGCAAGUCUGCGCGGGCAAACAUCAUGCCUCCUCAGCAAAACAUGAUACUGAACCACAAGCGGCCCGCCAACCCCUUCUCGCCCACGAACGAGCCAGACUUUAUCAGCAUCGACCAGAGCAGCGGUGGAAAUCCGCAACAGGCACACCGGCCGUCUACAGUCAGCAUGCACAGCGCCGCAGCGGGCAGCCAUGGACCGCCUAUACCGCAGAAGCCUAAAGCUCUUGCGGGCCACAGCAUGCAUCCGACGCCGUUGAGUGAGAUUCCGCCGGCGCUACCCCCGCGACGCGCGAAUACGAUAAGCGCAAGUAUGGACAGCAGCGGGUUGCUGGGAGACACGGACCUCGACACGCCGCUGCAGACGUUUUCAGGCGGUGUAGCGGGCAGCCGUCCGAGGUCGGGCACGAACGGGACAAGCAGUCGGACAAGCAGCAUGAGCAGCACGGGAAGCGGCGGGUUUCAGCAGCAUCCGUCGACAACGACAGCCCGUCGCGGCGAUUUUCCGAGCGCGUCGCUGCCAAAGAUCAACAGGAUUCGCACAGAGGGGAGUUCAGCUACGCCCCCACCGUUUCCACCGCGGCCCGGCAGCAGCGGCAGCGGCAGCAGCAUCGGCAGUGGUAGCCAGGGCAGCAAGGCGCUGCCUGAUCUGACUGCGAUGCGGAGCGCGCCGCAGGACCGGUUCGAGCGCAGCGGCGGGUACCGCGAUAAUGUGACGGCUCAGCCGCUGCGGCAUGUGGAGAAGAUGCCUCCGGCACUGCCAGCGCGACCAAAGUAUAUGCCAGAUGCGUCGUUUGGCGGAGUGGGAGCGAGCGGGAAGCCGAUUCACUCGCCGGUAGAUGGCGGGGGAGUUCGGGCGCAGCCUGCGCUGCUGGACGACGACGAUGGGGACGAGACGCUGGACUCGAAGUGGAAGGCGCUGGCGUAGGGUUAGUUGCAUGGAGGAGGGUGAGGAAGGGUGUAAGAAAGAGAGCAUUUUGUAUUUCCCGUACAGGCAAAGAGACAAGAGUCGAUAGAGAUCUGCGUCGCGUAAAUUAGAGUGAGCCCCACGAGGCUGUGCAGGGGACCGAGCGCGCACUGCCACAGUCCCGUGGGCGCAGAGAGUUGCAGGAUUGGCCGGAAAGAGUGUGGCUGGUGUGUGUACCAAUCCCUCGGUCGCUGACAAUUUGCUGCUCAUCACCGCGAUUCAAGAUCCUGGGCGGGGCGGCCAUCAACUGCG
Messenger RNA from Myxozyma melibiosi, 4150 nucleotides. Its product is annotated as synaptojanin-2. The transcript is spliced from 3 exons. Gene Ontology annotation, cellular component: cytoplasm; membrane. Bases 98 to 3859 code for a protein of 1253 amino acids. NCBI's taxonomy places the organism in Eukaryota, Fungi, Ascomycota, Lipomycetes, Lipomycetales, Lipomycetaceae. Gene Ontology annotation, molecular function: phosphatidylinositol-4,5-bisphosphate 5-phosphatase activity; phosphatidylinositol-3,5-bisphosphate 5-phosphatase activity. The record is from RefSeq and is a predicted model, not a curated record. Gene Ontology annotation, biological process: phosphatidylinositol dephosphorylation.